AGCUUGUGGAGUGCUCGACAUACGAUACAUUGUAAUUUGUGCUUGUGCUUAUUGUUGGCCGAACUCGUAUUUGUAUUGGGCAUCAACCGAACAUCAAUUUUGGUUUGUUGUCGAGCUAUAGCCGCAGCUCUUCAUUAUCUCUUCUUGGCUGCCUUUUGUUGGAUGUUACUCGAGGGAUAUCAAUUAUAUUUGAUGCUAAUACAGGUCUUCGAAAAAGGUGAAGUGAAAAUUGUCGUUUAUUAUUUAUUCGCUUAUGGUUUUCCAGCUGUUAUCGUUGCUGUUACAGCUGGUGUUGCAUGGCCUAAUUAUGGCACAAAGCAAUAG
This is a messenger RNA of Gongylonema pulchrum, 324 nucleotides long. Lineage: Eukaryota; Metazoa; Nematoda; Chromadorea; Rhabditida; Gongylonematidae. The record is from the annotation of a GenBank genome assembly.